Messenger RNA from Mercenaria mercenaria, 4539 nucleotides. Its product is annotated as 5'-nucleotidase domain-containing protein 3-like. The record is from RefSeq and is a predicted model, not a curated record. Gene Ontology annotation, molecular function: 5'-nucleotidase activity. The transcript has 17 exons. Bases 14 to 1615 code for a protein of 533 amino acids. Lineage: Eukaryota; Metazoa; Mollusca; Bivalvia; Venerida; Veneridae.
CUGUGUUUUUCUCAUGCGGACUCCGAAUAUGGCGUCUGCUAAACUUUUCGGACAGACAAAUUUGUUAAAUAAUUUUAAAAUUUGUAGGCAGUGCAAGCUUAGAUCACAGAGACACUUUUCUUUUUCCGUCAGGCAUUUUUCACAGUACUGGCGGAAGGUGUACUCGGAGAGGAAAAAACACAUUACAGAAAUGCCAUUAGAGACUGGUGAGAAGGCGAACAAGUUUGGAGUGUUUGCAAACAAUGAAAUCUGCCUGUCAGAUAUCAAAGUGUAUGGGUUUGAUUAUGAUUACACAUUAGCUUCAUAUACAGAUGAUCUUCAUUAUGUGUUGUAUGAUCUAGGAAAAGAAGCACUCAUUAAAAGUUAUAAGUAUCCAGAGGGCAUUAGAGAUCAGCAUUUCAACCCAGACUAUAUACUCAGAGGUCUACAUUAUGAUAUUAGAAAGGGUUUGCUGAUGAAAAUAGAUUCUUAUCAUAAUAUUCAGCUUGGGACAGUUUACAGGGGUACAACCAAGUUAUCAGAUAUGGAGGUGCUUGACUUGUACAAAGGGACACAUGUACCAAUCAGUGAUAUGAACACAUUUUACGGGACUGGUCCGCUGUAUCAGCUAGUGGACAUGUUUGCUCCUCCAGAAAUGAAUCUCAUCACCAAUGUUACAGAUUAUUUUAUUGAAAAGAAUAUUCCGUAUGAUCCAGAGUAUGUGUUCUAUGAUAUAAGAACUGCAGUACAGAGUGUUCACACAUCUGGUGUUUUACACAGAACUAUCAUGGAUGAUCUAAAGAGAUUUCUUCAGCAUGGUCCUGAGAUCAAAACAUUUCUAGACCGGUUAACCAAUGCUGGAAAGCGUAUGUUUAUCAUCACAAACAGUGGUUUUCCAUUUAUAGAUGCUGGUAUGAAGUAUAUGGUGGGUGAAAACUGGAUAGAUCUAUUUGAUGUUGUUGUUGUAAAUGCAAGAAAACCAAAGUUCUUCAAUGAGAAUACAAGACCAUUCCGUGUAUAUGAUCCAAAGAAUGAAAGGUCAUGGCAUAGAGUGAAACAGUUGGACAAAGGUCAAGUCUAUAUUCAGGGUAACUUCCAUGAUUUUCAGCAUAUGACAGGCUGGUAUGGUUCAAAAGUUCUGUACUUUGGAGAUCAUGUUUAUACAGAUUUAGCUGAUCCAUCAUUGAAGCACAGUUGGAGGACAGGGGCAAUUAUUCCUGAAUUAGAGUCUGAGAUUAAAGUAAUAACAUCACCAGACUAUAAAGCGUCGGUACGAUGGUUGAUUGCACUGCAGUACCUACUGGAGGAGAUGCAGGAGGCACAGAGCUGCAGACAGGAUGCUGGCAGUGAAGAAAGCCUUGAGAUGAUUCCAGAGUUGCUUGAGGAGAGGUCACAGUUGAGGUCUCACUUGAAAUCAUUGUGCAAUGAAAGAUUUGGUAGUAUGUUCCGGACACAUCACAACCCGACCUACUUUUCCCGACGAAUGGCAAGAUUUGCUGACAUCUAUACAUCGUCCUUGACCAACCUGCUGCAAUACUCUGUAGACAACACAUUUUAUCCUAGAAGAACAGCAUUACCCCACGAACCUUAUCCAUUCAAUGACCCUUCCCAUGCACAGUGCAUCAAACCAGUGUGAAAUAAUACAGAUAAAAAAACUGAUAAGAUUAAAUCUGAAUUGACUGAAGUGGUUUAAAUACACCAAUCUGUAUCAUGCAAAAAUAGUUGUGAAAAUUGUAAAUUUCUACCAGAUUUCAUCAUCUAUUAAAGAAGCAUUGUGACAUGAUUUGAACAGCCAUACCCAUACCCUGAGAGGUUGUAUGGAACUCAAAUUAGCAUAAUGUUGUAAAUGUAGUACACACACCAUAUACAUGGAUGCCAUACAGUCAAGUAAACAGGGGCUUGACAGUAAUCGCCACGUUCCCAGUCAUUAUAAAAUUUGAGAUUAAAAAGAGAUUCAUAAUCAAAAGCUCAGGUUUAAUAGAGUAACUUUUUGUGUUAAUUUUGCAUGCUGCAACAUGUAUGACAAUAAGUUCAUGUAUGAACAGUUUGGGUGUAUUUCUAAACAUAGUUGUGUCAAUCCCCACUAUGAAGCUGGUGUUAGAUUUAUCUAUGCAACAACAGUGACUGAGUGUCCAACAGUGUUCAGAAGUUGUACAAAUUUGCAAAUCACCAGUUUCUGUGUUUUAAAAAUGAUGACAUGUUUUUUUUGCAGAUUUUUUAAUUCCAUUGUUUUUCUUUAUAAGAUUUAUGGUAUUGUUUUAUGAACUGUUUAAUAUACAUUUUAGUUUUAGUAAUUUUUUUUAAUGAAAUAGCAUUUUAUAUGACAGCUGAUUUUAUCCAAUGUUAGUUAUGCAUGCCAAUUAUAUGCAAGUUUUUACAUCUCUGUUGUUUUUCUGAUAGCAUUAGAAAAUCUAGUCUCAGUAAAACUGAUAUCAGUUAACCUUAGUUACAUUUCUAUCAAAGGAGGUCAGGUACGUGUAAGCAUAAUUUUUAUGUAGAAGAUUUUAUGAGUUUUGGUCAUUGUGAGGUUACCAUUUCCAGUGUUGUUGAAUGUUUUUUCCAAACUCAUAUUCCACACUAGACUGUUGAAUGAAUUGUUGAGCCCAGUUGUGAUGAGCUUGACGCUAUUCAUCAGAAUUGCUGUUUGGUGUAUGUAAGUCAUAUAUCUGAUUUUGUCUGGGCUAUAACUUUGACCUGCAUGGAGCAAUCUUUUUCAUACUUUGCAUAAAUGUUGCAAUCAAUGAGACAGAUUCUCCUGUACAAACACCAAUUCCAUAUCUCAAAGGUCACGGUCACAGUUAGGGAUCAGAGUUCAUGUCAGAUUUUGUUCAGGCCAUAACUUAUAUGCAUGCAGCAGUCUUUCUGGGUUUUUUUAUUUGGCAAAAAUGUUUCCCUGAAUUAGAUGGAGUGCCACAUGCAAACCACUAUCUUAAAUUCAAGUCCACAUUUGGGCGUCAAAGGUCAUUUUAGAGCUUGUCUGGGCUAUAACUUUUACAUGCAUGAAGCAGUUUUAUUUCUUUUAUGCGUAAAUGUUGGCUCAAUGAGACUGAGUUACAUGCAAAAACUCAAGGCCACUGCCUCAAAGUGGAAGGUCAUUUGAGAACUUGUCUGGACUAAAACUUUGACAUGCUUGGAGCAGUUAUAUAGUGUAAAAUAUUGCAUUUAGUGUUUAAGUCAGUUUGAAAUAUUUCAGUGUUAGAUUGACUCAAAGAAAACAGUACCGUACUUCGGUUUGUUUAUUUCAUAAAAGAAAUAUUUUAGUGUGUAAUGACCAAGAACAUAGUGUUGUUGUGGUGUGUAUUGUUUAGUGUCACUUCUAGGUAUUUGUGUAAAGUUUUCACGUCACAUACUUUUACUGGUAGGUCUAGGAUUUUAUCAAAUAUUUUAGUAAAUACAUAGGACAUUGCUUUAAAAUUAUAACCAAAGUUAGACUACCAAAAGCAGUUGCAGAAUUUUUUUGCUGCUGAAAAUUGUGUUUAUAUGCCUUUUGUGUCAGUUGUUUCAUUUGUUAGUAAUUCUUGGCUGAUGUGUAAAAUUUUUUAUAGGGACUUCCAGUUGGUGUAUGCAUUGAAAUCUCAAUAUAAUUACAACUUGAAUUAUGACAAACUCACUCAUGAAAGGUUUUAAACAUUUUUACUAGAUAUAAAUUACUUCAGAUUUAAUAUAGUUUAAACAUGAUAUUUAAUUAUUUUUUUCUGUGAUAGAUGUAACUUAAUGAAGUAGUGGUGAUAUGCUGAUUUAUUAUUAUGCUUAACGAUCAUUGUAAAAUGCUUCACAUCAUGAUUUUUGCCAAUUCUUUUGUAUCAUUAGCAAUUUCUGAUGUACUUGCAGUACCACAAAAUAAGAUAAAUUUAGUGUUUAGCAUUCAUUUGUACUGCUAUUCUUCCCUGUCAAUGCAUAUGUAUAAUGAUUUUUUAUUGAAAUAGAAUUGUGAAAAACGAACCAGUCACGGACAGAAUAUUCAACUGGAGUGGUUUUACUUUUCUGAAGUUAAACAUGUUUGCUGCUCUAGUUUUGGAUACCAGUUUUGCCUCUGGUUUUAAUCAUGACUAAUUGAUGAUCAGGCAAAGUAUUGUACUGAUUAAUCAACUUGGAAAUUUUGACUGAUCAAUUUCCCAUUACAUCUUUGCAAAAUCAUGUCCUCUUGGUAAAGUUUCGAGAUUUUAUCCCUUUUCAGAUAUGUACAUCAGUUCUUUCUAGUACAUGAAAGAUACGUAUAGCAGUAUUUGUAUUGAUACCUAGGGCCGAUAUUUUUACCACUGACUGGAAAGAAAUGCAUGAGGAAUAAAUCUCUUAAUUUUACUUUAACCUAUCAGAGCAGUGUUUAACUAUAAACCAGUCAAUAGCACAAACUAUUGACCAGUGAUUUAUAUGUAAGGUCAUGUAAUAUUGAAUGUUGUGUUCACUAUAAUAGUAUUGUUGUUAGGGCUUUAAAGUAGCAUUUUUGAAGUGCCAGUAGAUACCGAUAGAUGAUUAGGAUUUUAAAAUGUGUUUUGUUUAAAUUAAUACAUUGUUGUUUUUAAUUUGUUACAGUUUUAACAUUAAAAUUUAUGCAGUGUA